AUGAAGUUUUUCAUUGUCCUGCUUGCAAUUGCUGCCUACGCAAUGGCCGAAGCCGGCCCAGAUCUGGAAGCGAGAGCUGGGUGCUCUUUGAAGGGACAAUUCUGCAAUUUCGGGGGCACAUUUCGGUGCUGUUCAGGACAAGGAACCUGUAUUGGAGAGAACCCAAGCUCUAUCACAGGACUGAUAUGGCCAAACAUGAUAGCGGAUGGCUAA
Penicillium robsamsonii is the source of this 213-nucleotide messenger RNA. RefSeq lists its product as uncharacterized. The transcript has 2 exons. NCBI's taxonomy places the organism in Eukaryota, Fungi, Ascomycota, Eurotiomycetes, Eurotiales, Aspergillaceae. Bases 1 to 213 code for a protein of 70 amino acids. The record is from RefSeq and is a predicted model, not a curated record.